CUUGUUCAAACCGAUCUGGCUUCGUUCCGUUUUCAUUUCUGUCUGAGUUCGUGGACUUUUAUUUUGUACAGUUCUCUCGCGUUCGCUUCCGGUUUCACAGACGCAGCGGCAGCAGCAUGGCACCAGGAGGAAAAAUAAACAGACCCAAAACUGAACUGGGCAAGAAGCUGUUCAAGAGACGCAGGGUUCUGAGUCAAGAAAAGAGAAAGAAAAGGCGUAUCGUGGGAGCCGUGAUCGACCGAGACAUCAUCACCGAACACCACCUGAAGAAGCGGAGCUCCAGCUCCAGAGCGAACAUCACUCUGUCUGGGAAGAAGAGGAGGAAGCUGAUAAAGCAGUUAGCGCACAUGGAACGAGAGAAGAUCGUCUUAGAAGUGGAGACGCAGAAAAAACUCUCCGCUCCUGUGGCGAAGAAACCUGCAGCCGCGCAGCAGCACAAGAAAACCAAGAAAACCAAGAAAGCAGCAGCGUCGAAGGACACAGAAAUGAUGGAUGUGGAGUAGCACUUUACAGAGCCUGUAUUUUCAUGGACUUGGUUCUUUUUGGACUUCUGCUGCUCUCAUAGUCAUGCCGUUACAGCCACAACACACUGGUGUAGGUCGAUCGCUAAAAACGUGUGUGUGUGUGUGUGUGUGUGUGUGUGUGUGUGUGUUGAGAAGAAUAAACAUCGUGAGAGAUGCAUUUGGACUCAUUUAGUGGAUCUGCCCACAGUUUCCACAACAAUAUUGGGCUGAUAAUAAUCAGAAAUGAGCACCAAAACAGCAAGAUUUCCGAAGGAUCAUGAGACGCUGAAGACCGGAGGAAAGACGCCGAAAACUCAGCUUUGAUCACAGCAAUCAAUUACAGUUCAACAAAUAUCCACAUAAAACGGUAUUUUACACUUAACGUUACUGUGUUUACUGUAUCUUUGAUCAAAUAAAUGCAGCCUUUGUUAACAGAAA
Labeo rohita (rohu) is the source of this 941-nucleotide messenger RNA. RefSeq names its product chromosome 4 C11orf98 homolog (gene c4h11orf98). The transcript is spliced from 4 exons. Bases 117 to 503 code for a protein of 128 amino acids. The record is from RefSeq and is a predicted model, not a curated record. Lineage: Eukaryota; Metazoa; Chordata; Actinopteri; Cypriniformes; Cyprinidae.